This is a messenger RNA of Aphidius gifuensis, 478 nucleotides long. RefSeq lists its product as uncharacterized. Lineage: Eukaryota; Metazoa; Arthropoda; Insecta; Hymenoptera; Braconidae. The transcript has 3 exons. Bases 44 to 478 code for a protein of 144 amino acids. The record is from RefSeq and is a predicted model, not a curated record.
UUUUUUAAAUAACUUAUUUAUAAUAAAAUUUCGAUUAAGAAUCAUGUCACAAAUGUGUUCAAAGCCAUUUGUUGUUCGUCUUAGAAGAACAUAUCCUUAUGUUGAUCCAACAUUAAUGACUCGUAGUCAAAAUACAACAGGAAAAAAACCAUGGGAUGGAUUAUGGCUUGAUAAAGAAAAUAAUAACUACAACAACUCAAGCUCAAAGAUAACAGAUACAUCAGCUUGUCCAUUUUUGAAAACUAAUAAUAAAAAUUAUUAUUUAAACAAAGAUGAAGUCAAUUAUUCAUAUGAUUAUGUUGGAAAGAUAAUUGAUAAACCAUCGGAAACAAAAAUAAAAACAAAUGAUAAUAAUAAAAUUAAAGUACUGAUUAUAACUACAGCUGAUAAGAAACGUAAAGUAUUAACAUUUGAUACACGUGAUGCAAAUGAUUUGAUGAUUAGUGAUUUAUUGAAAAAAUCUGUUUAUAAAAAAUAA